CGACGACAAUACCGACUCAGGUUUUGGAUGGACUGGCGGGAGUUUAGAGUGGCCUUUCCGCUGCUCGUAUCAUGCAGACUAUUGCUUGCUCUUACCCCCUUUGUCAACUCUCUCGGCCUCGACCAUAACCACCAGCUCUCGUCUCCGACGAAUUCGUAUGUUCGUCUGCAGGAAGGAUUAUUCCUCUUCAAGCAUGACAUAGAUCCCUAUGCGGGAGGCUCUUUCUACCACUCCCCGUUAUACCUGUCACUAUUCACCACUGUCCUCCCCACAUCUCGCUUCGUGUCCCGGAUAGUAUGGACUAUGCUCGACGUGCUCGGAGCAUGGGCACUGGUCAAUAUAUGGAGAGAACGGCAGAGUGUAGUACGAACCUCAAGGGAUACCCUUGUAGCUGCUGCGUAUCUCCUGAACCCUUAUAUACUUCUCCCCAACCUAGCCCUGUCCACCGUCUCCUUUGAGAAUACGCUCCAGCUUCUCGUCCUCUUGUACGCCUGCCGACGCCGCCCAUCCCCCGCGCUCUUGCUUGCAGCCAUUCUCAUCCAUCUUUCCCUUUACUCCGCCCUUCUUCUUCCGUCAAUAGCACUCCUACUCCUAUCCUCUCCGCACUCACAUCUUGCGAACCCAAAAUUCUUCACCGCAUACCGACACCCGAACGCGUCUCUGAGCACCCUGCUAUCAUACAUAGGAGAAUGUGUGUUGUAUUCGGUCGUACUGUGCCUAUGCUGUACCGUGGUAGCGGGAGGCUGGGGCUGGGUUGAGAAGACAUGGGGUGUGGUCUUGACCCUUCCUGAUCUUACCCCUAACCCUGGUUUAUGGUGGUACUUCUUCACGGAGAUGUUCGACCACUUCCGCCCAUUUUUCCUCAUGGUGUUCUCGGUGCACCUCCUCAUCUAUGUAGCGCCGGUUUGUUUGAAGUUCCAACAUGACCCUCUCUUCGCCUCCUUCGCGCUACUUGGCGUCCUAGGCAUGUUCAAACCUUACCUGACUCUCGCCGAUCCGGGGCUCUUUCUGAGCAUGUACUCCGUCUUUCCCGAAAUCUUCCCUUACCUCUCACAUCCGCUCCCAACGACCCUCUUGCACCUACACGCGUCACUGCUCCUCCCCCUCUUCCACUCUCUAUGGCUGAAUCAAGGCACGGGUAACGCGAACUUCUUCUAUGCGUCGACACUUGUUCUGGGCAUGGCAAAUGGUGCGGCCCUCGUGGACGCUAUUUGGGCUGGGUUAAGGAUUGCGAUCGGCGGCAAGGAGAGCGAGGAUGAAGGGGAGAUCGCUGUUGUGCAGGAAUAAUGCCAUGUAGUCUCUUACUCAGGCAGUAUCUGGAGCCGCUACGGAGUGCUGGUUCAGACCCGUCCGGCCUUCCCGUCUUUCGCAGAUGUGUCGCAAAUUGUAGAAUUCGACCGUCAACGUUUCAACGUUCAACGUCCACCCGUCAAGCACGCGACUGAC
Molecule: messenger RNA, 1446 nt
Organism: Gloeophyllum trabeum ATCC 11539
Lineage: Eukaryota; Fungi; Basidiomycota; Agaricomycetes; Gloeophyllales; Gloeophyllaceae
Product: PIG-U-domain-containing protein
Exons: 8
Coding region: 28-1287 (419 amino acids)
Biological process (GO): protein localization to cell surface; attachment of GPI anchor to protein
Cellular component (GO): membrane; GPI-anchor transamidase complex
Source: RefSeq, a predicted model, not a curated record